Suncus etruscus (white-toothed pygmy shrew) is the source of this 2743-nucleotide messenger RNA. It is a transcript of the gene CILK1, whose product is annotated as ciliogenesis associated kinase 1. Gene Ontology annotation, biological process: intraciliary transport; protein phosphorylation; intracellular signal transduction. The record is from RefSeq and is a predicted model, not a curated record. Gene Ontology annotation, molecular function: protein serine/threonine kinase activity; ATP binding. Gene Ontology annotation, cellular component: cilium; nucleus; cytoplasm. Lineage: Eukaryota; Metazoa; Chordata; Mammalia; Eulipotyphla; Soricidae. Bases 387 to 2285 code for a protein of 632 amino acids. The transcript is spliced from 14 exons.
CCCUGCCUUUUGUUUGUUUUCCUGCCUGUGGCUGGAGAAGAGGCCGGCUUCCUGCUGCUGUGCCAUGCGCCGCAUGGCCCUUGCGACUCGCCGGACCUACCGGGCGUCCCUUUACGGACUCCUCGGCCUGUCCUAGCAAGGAUCGCCCCAGUUCUUGAACGUACUGCUCCACCCCAGUCGCAGCAGCGGGCCCCCGCCUGUGUUCGCGGCGCCAGCAGAAGACUGAUCUUUGAAAAUAUGUCUUUGGAAGAUAGUCACGUUCUCCUGAAUACCUUGUGCUGGUGCUGCCAUAGAAAAAUUUGGUUACACUCUGGGGUGGCCUGCUGCCACUUUAGGACUGAACCCCCGCAGCCCUGAGAUGAGUGUCUGGCCUGAGUGGGCACACCAUGAAUAGAUACACAACAAUCAGGCAACUUGGGGAUGGAACCUACGGUUCUGUCCUGCUCGGAAGAAGCAUUGAGUCUGGAGAACUAAUUGCAAUAAAAAAAAUGAAAAGAAAGUUUUAUUCCUGGGAGGAAUGCAUGAACCUUCGAGAGGUUAAGUCUUUAAAGAAGCUCAACCAUGCCAAUGUAGUAAAAUUAAAAGAAGUUAUCAGGGAAAAUGAUCAUCUUUAUUUUAUCUUUGAGUACAUGAAGGAAAACCUAUACCAGCUCAUUAAAGAAAGAAAUAAACUGUUUCCUGAGUCUGCUAUAAGGAAUAUCAUGUAUCAGAUAUUACAAGGACUGGCAUUUAUUCACAAACAUGGCUUCUUCCAUCGGGACCUAAAGCCUGAGAAUCUCCUCUGCAUGGGACCAGAACUCAUCAAGAUUGCAGACUUUGGAUUGGCCCGAGAGAUCCGGUCAAGACCUCCAUACACAGACUAUGUGUCUACCAGAUGGUACAGGGCCCCAGAAGUGCUCCUGAGGUCUACCAACUAUAGUUCCCCCAUUGAUAUCUGGGCUGUGGGCUGCAUCAUGGCUGAAGUAUAUACCCUCAGGCCUCUCUUUCCUGGGGCCAGCGAAAUUGACACAAUCUUCAAAAUUUGCCAAGUGUUGGGGACACCGAAAAAGACUGACUGGCCCGAAGGCCACCAGCUGUCCAGUGCUAUGAACUUCCGCUGGCCCCAGUGCAUACCCAAUAACUUGAAGACUCUGAUUCCAAAUGCCAGCAGUGAAGCAAUUCAGCUGCUAAGAGAUAUGCUUCAGUGGGAUCCCAAGAAACGACCAACAGCUAGUCAGGCUCUUCGCUAUCCCUACUUCCACAUCAGGCAUCCCAUGGGCAGCAUCACUCAAAGUGUUGAUGAUCCAGGAAAGACACAGAAAGACAUCCUAGAAAAGGCAGGCCUGCCUCCUUACAUCAAGCCAGUCCCUCCAGCCCAGCCCCCCACCAAGCCACAAACGCUGAUUUCUACACGACAGCAUCAAGCCAGCCAUCCCCCUCAGCAUCUCACCUACCUUUACAAAGCAGAUGUUCCCAGGACAGAUCACCCAAGCCAGCUCCCAGAGAACAAGCCAAGCCCAUUGCUCUUCCCUUCCCUCCACACCAAGAAUCCUCAUUUGAAAAUACUAACUGGCCUGGAGCAUAAAAAUGGUGAGAUCAAGCCAAAGAGCAGGAGACGUUGGGGUCUUGUGUCCCGAUCAACCAAGGAUUCUGAUGAUUGGGCUGACUUGGAUGACUCAGAUUUUAGUCCAUCAUUUACCAGGAUUGACCUGAAAAACAAAAAAAGACAGACUGAUGAGAGACUCUGCAGAUUGGAAAGUACUCUGGACCUGAAGCCCUCUGAUCCCGUGGGCACAGGAAAUAGUGCCCCAUCCCAGACUUCAUAUCAGAGGCGAGACACACCGACCAUGAGUUCAGCAGCGAAGCAGCAUUACUUGAAGCAGUCCCGAUAUUUACCUGGAAUAAAUAUAAGAAAUGGCAUACUUCCAAAUCCAGGCAAGGAUUUUAUUCCAUCUAAUCCAUGGUCUAGUUCUGGGUUGUCUGGAAAAUCUUCAGGGACAGUGUCGGUCAUCAGCAAAAUUAAUUCAGUUGGUUCUGAUUCUACAUGUUCUAGUGGACUGACUGGAAACUACAUUCCUUCCUUUCUGAAAAAAGAGAUCAGUUCUGCUAUGCAGAGGGUACACCUGGCACCCAUUUCAGACCCUGCCCCUGGCUAUUCUUCCCUCAAGGCUGUGAGACCUAAUCCUGGGAGACCCUUUUUCCACACCCAGCCUAGAAGCACUCCUGGGUUGAUGCUACAACCUUCUGCUGCCCAAACGGUGCAUGGUCGGACAGAUUGGGUUUCCAAGUAUGCAUCUCGGCGAUGACUGUCCUGAAGCUGUGCAGAGAAUCCCAGGGCUCACUAGUGUUUCAUCUGCAAAGAACUUUCUGAGGAUAUCAAAGCAAAUAGACACUUUAUUGUCAUUUUUCUGAACUAAGACAUUUCAAUAUUCUUUUUAUGGAUUUUUUAAAAUAUUGAUUUGAAUGCAAUACCCUUUUUUGUACAAAAUUAUUUUGUUCUAAAACUGGCUCCCCAUAUUUUCUUAAAUAGCAGCAUUUUGUAUAUAUUGAUUAUGUUUUAGCAUUUUCUACAGCUAGCUUUGUAACAAAAUUUUUAAAGAUUAAUUGAUUUCCUUUGGGGUUCCAGAUAAUAUUUUAUACAGAAUUAAAAAAAAACCAACAUAAUUUUGAUGCAGUAUUGCAACAGGGGUGCAAUUUAAGGCUACAUGAUAAAAGGCUUUUUAUUCAAUGUAUGUGGAUAUUGUAACAUGGUUAGAAUUUAUUA